AUGGACACCUUUGUCCAGCUCGCAAGACGAGCGGACGAUGACAACCCGCAAAAUGCGUCCAAUUCGGCGUCCGGCCUUGUGUCGACCCUAAUUCCCACCCUCAUCAUUUCGGGGGCGAUGCUCUUGCUGUUUGUAAUCCUGCGCCGCAGUGAACGCAGACAGUAUGUCCCCAGGACAUACAUCGGCGCUUUGCGCGAAGAGGAGCGCACUCCCGCUCCUGAACCGGGCUUUUUGGGCUGGAUCUGGUCCAUGAUGAAAUUGCCCGAUACCUACGUGCUUCGCCAUCACUCCAUUGAUGCGUACUUGCUCCUUCGCUACUUGAAAAUUGCCACUACAAUUUGCUUCGUCGGGUGCUUGAUCACCUGGCCCGUCCUCUUUCCCGUCAAUGCCACUGGAGGAGCGGGAAAACAGCAAUUGGAUAUGUUAAGUUUUGGAAAUGUUACCGGAAAUCUUAAUAGAUACUAUGCUCACACAUUCAUUGCUUGGAUUUUUAUUGGGUUUGUCUUCUUCAUGAUUACUCGCGAAAACAUCUACUUCAUCAACUUGCGCCAGGCAUAUUUCUUUUCCCCGCUCUAUGCCAAUCGUAUCUCUUCCAAGACCGUUCUUUUCACCUCUGUACCUGAUGAGUAUCUUGAUGAGGCUCGAAUCCGCAAGAUGUAUGGGGAGGAUAAAGUUAAAAACGUCUGGCUUGUUCCCGUUGUGGAUGAUCUUCAAAGCAAGGUUGAAGAACGAGAUGGAGCAGCCUUCAAACUUGAAGGCGCGGAAACUAAACUAAUCAAGCUUGCAAAUGCUGCCCGUCUUAAGGCUACAAAAGGAACGCCCAGUGACGAAGAAGCCCAAAAAGCCAUUUCAACCCCCGAAACGAAUGCAGGUGAAGAGUCUGGCUCAGUGGCAGCUAAAUGGAUCAAGCCUUCGCAGAGACCCACUCACCGACUCAAGAUGCUCAUUGGCAAAAAGGUCGACACUAUCAACUGGGCUCGUGGAGAGAUUGGACGUUUAAAUCCUGAAAUACAAGCUCUGCAGUCCAAACUUCGUGCUGGUGAUGCCGAACUUAUGUCCUCUAUUUUUGUUGAAUUCUACACGCAGAAUGACGCACAAGCCGCUUAUCAAAUGGUUGCGCAUAACCAGCCCCUGCACAUGGCUCCACGCUACAUUGGUUUGAACCCUAGCGACAUCAUCUGGUCGAAUUUGCGUAUCAAAUGGUGGGAACUCAUUAUUCGCAACGCUGCCACUAUCGGUUUCGUCGUAGCAUUGAUCAUCUUUUGGGCAAUCCCCGUCGCUGCUGUCGGUGCUAUAUCCAACAUCAACUUUCUUACCGACAAGGUUCCAUUCCUAAGCUUUAUUAAUGACUGCCCAAAGUUGAUUCUCGGUCUCAUCACCGCCUUCCUGCCUGCUAUCCUCUUGGCUGUUCUCAUGGCUUUGUUGCCCAUUGUGCUUCGGCUCAUGGCAAGACUCGGGGGUGUACCAACCACCGCUGCCGUUGAAUUGAGGACCCAGAAUUUUUACUUUGGUUUCCAGGUCGUUCAAGUCUUCCUUGUCACAACCAUUGCCUCCGCUGCAUCCAGUGCUGUUACGAAAAUCAUCCAAAAGCCACAAGAAGCCGCUUCGUUACUCGCUGAGAAUAUCCCGAAAGCUUCAAACUUUUAUAUCGCUUAUUUCAUCUUGCAGGGCUUGACUUUCAGCUCCGGCGCUCUCUUACAGGUUGUUGGUCUGAUAGUUUCGAAGAUCUUAGGCAAGCUUUUGGAUAAUACGCCCCGAAAGAUGUACAAGAGAUGGUCUACCCUGUCUGGUUUAGGCUGGGGAACUGUCUUCCCUGUUCUCACCAAUCUUUGUGUUAUCGCAAUCACCUAUGCUGCAAUCGCUCCUUUAGUCCUUGGUUUCGCGACUGUCGGCCUUUAUCUCUUCUAUAUCGCUUAUAGAUACAACAUGCUUUAUGUCACCAAUGCCAACAUCGACACAAAAGGGAUGAUUUACCCUCGAGCAUUGCAGCACACAACCGUUGGCUGCUAUCUUUUGAUCAUCUGUCUUAUUGGCCUAUUUGCUAUUGGAACUGCGUCUGAUCGCAGCGCCUUGGGUCCUAUGAUCCUUAUGAUCAUUUGCGGUGUCUUUACGGUUAUAUAUCACCUCUCGCUGAACCAAGCCAUAACGCCUUUGCUCAACUACCUACCCAAAAACUUGGAAACCGAAGUCACAAGCCCACUACUUCAUGAGCCUGUGCGCCAUGCAGCUGGUCCCAGUGGAGAAGCGGACGGCGAUCCUGAAAAGGGCAUAUCAAAUGGUGCCUCUGCCGAGCCCGAAUUGCCGAAAGCCAAUCCUAUUGUCAAAUUUUUCCAACCGCAGAAAUACGCUGACCAUAAUACUUUGCGAAACCUUGUUCCUCACGAUUUUGCUGAUACCGUUUAUCCACCUGAAGUUGAGCAAAAUGCGUAUUACCAUCCGUGCAUUGGCUCAACGCCACCACUUCUUUGGAUUCCACGUGAUGCUGGAGGCGUAAGUCGACAAGAAGUUGCGCAUACAUCACAGGUUAUCCCCAUCACUGAUGAAGAUGCCUCCAUUGAUGAUAAUGGUAAAAUCACAUGGAAUCAAGACAAAGGCGUCCCACCAAUCUAUGAGGAGAAGAUUUACUACUAA
Uncinocarpus reesii 1704 is the source of this 2631-nucleotide messenger RNA. RefSeq lists its product as uncharacterized. NCBI's taxonomy places the organism in Eukaryota, Fungi, Ascomycota, Eurotiomycetes, Onygenales, Onygenaceae. The transcript has 6 exons. Gene Ontology annotation, cellular component: plasma membrane. Bases 1 to 2631 code for a protein of 876 amino acids. The record is from RefSeq and is a predicted model, not a curated record. Gene Ontology annotation, molecular function: calcium-activated cation channel activity.